ACCAUAGUCUUCCACAAGCUGUUAGCUUGACAGCUAGUUCCCCUGUGCCUCAGCAGCAUCCCCUAGCAGGCCUCCUUCUCUCCCUGCAGUUCGGUUGCCCGUGCUCUCAUGCAGAAACGAGGAGGAGGAACUCUACUACUGUGUAAACCAAGGAGACCAGAGGAGGAAGAAGAAGUUGAAGAUAUCUCGAUAUAUCAGUCUGAAUAUCUCCAAAGACAACACAGAGUGGUGAACUGCAGGUUUCACAGUUGCCCGAGGCUCUGGGUGGUGUGAUGGCAGGAGGACCCCCGUCACGUGACUGCAGCGAUGUCCUCUUUGAUCUACAGACGAAACGCCAGGAGGAGGGAGAGCUUGAGAUAAAGAACAAGGAGCUCUGUCAGAUGUUCGUGAGAUUGCAACAGCGCUCGGAUGAGUUGCACAAGGAGGUUGUGAAAGCGAAGAUGUUACACUUAAGCUUCGAUCUGUUUUUCAAGGAAGAAGAUGCUGGUAAAGCUUCUGACAAAGCAGAGAGGAAGAGGAAAGAGAAGCUUCAACAGGAGUUAGAGCUAAAGAGGUUAAUGGUGGAGCAUGGCGAACUGAUGGAUAGGAAACAGGAGCUACAGCAUCAGAUUCAGAAACACUCUUUGUAUUGGGACUUCAUGGUGCGGGUGGUCAAGAUGACUAAGUAUGAUGAUGUGCAGGCGCUCACGGUUCGUUUAGAAAGUCUUCUCCACUUUCGAGACCAUCUCUAUCAGAGGGUGAAUGAGGCGCGAGAGCAGGUCGACCAGCAGAAAAAAGCACUGCUGAUAUUGGAGGAGCAGCAUCACGUUCUGCAGCUGCACAGCAACAACCAGCUGUCCCACCUCCAGACCAAGAUAGAGAAGACGCGCUCUGAAGCUCUAAAAUGGGAAAGGAAGUGGAGCCACAUUCAGGAAACGGCAGCAAAGAAAACACUCCUACUGGGACAAAUUAAGAUGGUGACCCUCAACCUCUAUGAAAAUACAGAAGACAUGGUAAAAGGAGAGGAAGAUGUGGAUAUGAAUGACACGGAGAAACAGCUCGACAAGGUCAAGAUGUUCAUCCAGGACCAUAAGGACAUAGUGAAACAACAUCAAAAUCCCUCACAGAGACACGAUGGACAGAAAAAAGACAAGAUAAAGCCCAAAAAGCGCAUCGCAACUCACUGUAAAAAAGAAUGUACCAGCUGAGCUUGUUUAUCAGUUGUUCUAAUGUAAAACUCUGUGAGUUAAAUGAACUGUGAACUUGAAGACAAUUAACUUCAAUAAACUUAAAACACUGAGUGCAAUCAACAACUUUUAUUAAUUUAGCUGCUCAUGGUUAAUAACAUGGCUUGAUUAUAAGUUCUGAAAUGUUCUGAUAGUGGUAACUAUACAUUUGAGGUUGACUUGUUUUAACUUGAUAAAUUCUGUGUAUCUAGUAUCAAUAUCCAAUAACUUAUACUGUUGGUGGUUCAAUCCCCAGUUCCUCCUGUCUGCAUUAAAAAUGAAUGAAAUGUAAUGUAGAGUCUAGACAAGCAAUCAUUCAGAACAUAAGGUCCUGUACUGCCACCCUGUGGCCAUUAAAAUGAACAGCAACUGGUGCA
Messenger RNA from Sebastes umbrosus (honeycomb rockfish), 1582 nucleotides. RefSeq names its product cilia and flagella associated protein 73 (gene cfap73). The transcript has 9 exons. The coding region runs from base 273 to 1187 and encodes 304 amino acids. The record is from RefSeq and is a predicted model, not a curated record. NCBI's taxonomy places the organism in Eukaryota, Metazoa, Chordata, Actinopteri, Perciformes, Sebastidae.